AUGGCUAAGACCCCAACGGGAUCGAUAUCUGACGAGAAGGUGGAUAGUAAGGAGGAAAUCCCUAUCGGGGCCACCUUACCUUUAUCAGAGAAGCUUGUAUUGGACGGUAGUUCGGAUAUUGGAGACGUUUAUGAGGAUGUGCGUGCGAUUGAUUUAGGAGAAGAUGGAAAGGAGAGACCGAUUGAAACAUCGGACGACUGGGCACUGCGUCUUAUUUCUCUGGAAGACGAUCCUACAGAGCCGGUUUGGACAUUUCGAUUGUGGUUUUUGUCGAUUGGUCUUUCGUGUUUCGGAGCUGUUCUCGGUCAGAUCUUCGCAUUCCGCCCCCAACUCGUCUAUGUCUCCCAACUCUUCCUCCAAACCUUCGCCUACAUCCUCGGCCGCUUAUUAGAAGUUUUCAUCCCCGGCCCCGGAAACCCAAGCCCACGACUUCAAUUCUCUGGACGAUUCUGGAGGUGGAUGAACCCGAGCCGGUUUAACAUCAAAGAACACACAGGGAUACUCAUUAUGAGCGCUGCUGCUACCCAUGGAGCGUUGGUUAUUAAUAUCUUUGCGGCGGAUGAUCUGUUUUAUGGGGUUACGCCUAAUACGGCUGUUGCGAUUUUUACGCUUUUGGGGAGUCAGCUUUUGGGGUAUGGGUUGGCUGGAAUGAUGCGGUCGUUCUUGGUCUACCCGACCUACAUGGUAUUCCCCAACGUCAUACCGACUGUACAGAUGUUCGAUGUGUUACAUCGUGGACAAGAGAAUAUUUUACAAAAGAAACGGGUCAAGUUCUUUUGGGUUUUGUUUAUCGGGAUAUUCGUAUGGGAGUGGUUCCCGGAAUAUAUUGCACCUACGUUGACUGGGAUAUCGAUAUUCUGUCUUGCGCGACAGGAUAGUGCUUGGGUGACGAGGAUGUUUGGGGGGGCUAAUGGGAAUGAGGGGAUGGGGUUGUUUUCGAUUUGCUUGGAUUGGCAAUACAUCGGAAGCCAAGGAUCAGCGUACGGGGCUUUAUUCCAGCCUAUUCAAACCCAGUUGUCUAGUUAUUUUGGUAUAUUGCUCUGCGUCGCCACCUACGCCACCAACAUCUGGAACGCCCAACGAUACCCCUUCCUCGGACAACUUCUCUAUCGCGAAAAUGGGUCCGAAUACGACCAGAUUAUGAUCUUAAACGAUGAUUUCACGCUCAACGAACAGAAAUUAAGUGAUUAUGGGCUUCCUUGGUUUACCACCAGUGCAGCGAUUGCGAAGAUUGGGAGUAGUAUCAGUCUGGGAGCGAGUGUGACGCAUAUAUUGAUUUGGUAUAGUAAGACGGUUUGGAAGGCUAUUAGGGAUGGGAGGAAGGGAGGGAUUGUUGAUGCGCAUUACGAGAAGAUGAAAGUGUAUUCGGAAGUUCCGUAUUGGUGGUAUACCGCGAUGUUUGUUGUUUCUGUGGCUAUUGGGAUGGCGACGAACUAUACGGGUCAUUCUCAACUUCCUUGGUGGGCGUAUUUGAUAGCCGUGGCCUUUGCAGCUAUCUUUUUACCGAUUAUAACCACCCUCUACGGCAUCAUUUUGUUUAUACCGUAUACUCAAGACCUUGCACGGAUGUUGGGUGCUGCCCUUGUCCCUGGAAAACCCCAUGCGAAUAUGUAUUUCACGAUGUAUGGGUAUAAUUCUACGGAACAAGGAAGAAGUAUGGUUAGGGAUUUGAAGAUUGGACAGUAUACGAAGUGUCCUCCGAGGGUGACGUUUACUAUGCAGUGUUUGGGUGCUGUUAUUGGUUCGCUGUUGAAUUUUAUAAUAAUGAAAGUGGUCAUUAAAGCCAACCGCGAGAUAUUGUUGUCCGUGCAGGGAACGAAUGUUUGGUCUGGUGCGGUGGUUCAGAGUUUUAAUUCCGAUGCAAUUACAUGGGGAGCUCUAGCUAAACAUUUGUAUAGUCCUUCGGGGACGUAUGGAAUCAUUCCGAUGUCGAUCUUCAUCGGACUCGUUCUGCCCCUCCCGUUCUGGUUGUUACACCAACGGUUCCCGACGUGGAGGUUUAAUCAGGUCAUUACCCCUAUGGUUGCCUAUCAAAUAGGAGCAUUGAAUACCGGUAUCAACUCGUCGUACUUUAUGACCUUCCUCUUAUGCAUUACCAGUCAAUUCUGGUUGAGGAAGUAUCAUCCGGGAUGGUUUAGGAAGUACAAUUUCUUGAUGUCUGCGGCUCUGGACGGAGGGACGGAAGUCAUGAUUUUCAUCAUGUCUUUUGCAGUCGGAGGAGCGGGGGGUAAAGUCAUACCUUUCCCGUUCUGGGCGUUGAAUCCGAGGGGUAAUCCGGAUCAUUGUAAGAGGUUGACUUGA
Molecule: messenger RNA, 2301 nt
Organism: Marasmius oreades (fairy-ring Marasmius)
Lineage: Eukaryota; Fungi; Basidiomycota; Agaricomycetes; Agaricales; Marasmiaceae
Exons: 15
Coding region: 1-2301 (766 amino acids)
Biological process (GO): transmembrane transport
Molecular function (GO): oligopeptide transmembrane transporter activity
Source: RefSeq, a predicted model, not a curated record